AUGGGAAUCUAUGUGAAUGGUGUAAUUUUACCAAAUCGUUCGGGAUUAUUAACAAUCCGAAUAUGUAACCAUCUGAUGGACGCGGCGAAACAAAUGACACUCAGCAAACAAUUGAGAAAACAAAUUUGGAACCCAAAAGUGUUUCUGGCAUUAUCUCCAGUUAAAUCUCAGGAUCUAUUUAAACAACGCUUACAGUUGUACUGUUAUUCAUUGGAAUUCUUGGAUUCAACCUGCAAUAUGAUUGUCGAUGAGUAUCAUAAUCAAAUUAAUGAAAUGUCAUUGGAUAACAAUCAAACCAAUUCGCAACACUGCAAAACGUUAACCCUUUGUGGUUGA
Messenger RNA from Brugia pahangi, 336 nucleotides. The record is from the annotation of a GenBank genome assembly. Lineage: Eukaryota; Metazoa; Nematoda; Chromadorea; Rhabditida; Onchocercidae.